This is a messenger RNA of Girardinichthys multiradiatus, 3762 nucleotides long. It is a transcript of the gene nlgn1, whose product is annotated as neuroligin 1. Gene Ontology annotation, cellular component: postsynaptic specialization membrane; synapse; cell surface. The record is from RefSeq and is a predicted model, not a curated record. The coding region runs from base 833 to 3415 and encodes 860 amino acids. The transcript is spliced from 11 exons. NCBI's taxonomy places the organism in Eukaryota, Metazoa, Chordata, Actinopteri, Cyprinodontiformes, Goodeidae. Gene Ontology annotation, biological process: postsynaptic membrane assembly; neuron cell-cell adhesion; presynaptic membrane assembly. Gene Ontology annotation, molecular function: neurexin family protein binding; signaling receptor activity.
GCGGACGAUGGGGGGAAAAUCUGUCUCCUGUUUCCCCAAACAUCACCUUCAUUAAGAUGUAGACCGGUGCGCGUCCAGAAAUCCGGAGCCUGCUGGUCACAGGAGAAUAUCUUUCUUACAACAGUUAUUUAUAAAGAAUAAAACACAUUUUGGAUUUACGGCACACUUGUUCUGGACUAAAGGGGGGCUCCUUCAUUUCUUUCCACGCAUGUGGAUGUGUUGGACCGCAUCUGAGCUGAGUUUAUAACCUCUGGAAUGAGAAGUGCACCAGUUUGAUUUCCAAACGCUGGAGCGUGAGGAUUUUCUUCCCUAUGUGGUUUUUGGGAGGACUGGACCUUAUCCUAACGGGACGUAAAAGAGGAAUAUAGUCUGAGGCAAGAAAAAGCGCAACGAAUGUGAUUCUUCUCUAACGAGGACAGACUUCACUCUACAUAAUCAAACCUUAAACCACCCCUACACUGCUACACCUGCUUCUACAUCUCAGAAUGACGGACACGCUUCAGUGAAUGGUGGCUCCACCCCCUCAGAAUUGAUGUUUGAAAAUUAGAAUUCAUAUUUCUUUCGAAGAAUGCUGACAGGAACUUUUUGUGGAGUGUUUUCCAUCUAGUGAGGAAUAUUUCUUAGAUGUGCAGGGAGUAAAUGAACGGCUGCUACCUUUCUUCUGGAUGGUUGGAACUCGCUUUGUUUUGAAAAGGGCUGUUAGCAACUGCAACCAUCAUCUGCUCAAGAGUUGCCCUGGAUUUUGUUUAUGUUUGCAUCUGCAUGGCAUAAGUGAUAGAGAAAGUAAACUGAACAUUAACAAGGAUAUAAACUAGGCUGAGAACUGGCAAUCAUGUCUCGGUGGAGGCACCAUUCAGAAAGUUGGAGUGCUCUCUUUCAGACUGCCAGGAGCAGGGGCAGGAGGAUGGAUGAACUCAGACGUUCAUUGGGCAUGAACUGUUGGGGGGUCAUACUAACAUGGCUUGGACUGUUGCUUCUGCUGUGUCCAGUUGCUGUGUUGGCUGAGAAACUUGAUGAGAACGACCCAGUGGUCACAACCGUCUAUGGCAGGCUGCGUGGUAUCAAGAAGGAGCUUAACAAUGAGAUCCUUGGACCCGUUAUACAGUUUCUUGGCAUCCCUUAUGCCACCCCCCCCACCGGUGAGCGCCGCUUUCAGCCUCCAGAGCCGCCAGCAUCAUGGUCAGACAUUCGCAAUGCCACACACUUUGCCCCAGUGUGUCCUCAGAGCAUUGUGGAAGGACGCCUGCCGGAUGUUAUGCUGCCAGUUUGGUUCACCAACAGCAUCGACGUGGUGUCCACUUACGUUCAGGAUCAGAGUGAGGACUGCCUUUAUCUCAACAUUUACGUACCCACUGAGGAUGGUCCCCUUACAAAGAAACACACUGAUGAUUUAAGUGAUAGUGACCGCACGGACGAUGAAGAUAUUAGGGAGAGUGGAAGCCCCAAGCCAGUGAUGGUUUUUAUCCAUGGGGGUUCUUACAUGGAAGGAACUGGAAAUAUGUUUGACGGCAGCAUCCUUGCCAGCUAUGGGAAUGUGAUCGUCAUUACGGUGAACUACCGCCUGGGCGUCCUAGGAUUUCUGAGUACUGGUGACCAAGCAGCCAAAGGAAACUAUGGUUUGCUGGAUCAGAUCCAGGCUCUACGUUGGACCAGUGAGAAUAUAGCAGCCUUUGGUGGUGACCCGUUACGCAUCACUGUGUUUGGUUCGGGUGCUGGAGCAUCAUGUGUGAAUCUCCUCACUCUGUCUCACUAUUCAGAGGGGAACCGCUGGAGCAAUUCCACCAAAGGUCUGUUCCAGAGGGCCAUUGCCCAGAGUGGGACAGCUCUAUCCAGCUGGGCUGUCAGUUUCCAGCCAGCCAAGUAUGCGCGGAUGCUGGCCCGUAAGGUGGGCUGUAACCUGGAGGACACAGUGGAGCUCGUGGUGUGCCUUCAGAGAAAACAUUACAAGGAGCUUGUAGAUCAAGAUAUCCAGCCAGCCCGCUACCACAUUGCGUUUGGCCCCGUCAUCGAUGGAGACGUCAUACCCGACGACCCGCAGAUACUGAUGGAGCAAGGUGAAUUUCUCAACUAUGACAUCAUGCUGGGCGUCAACCAGGGGGAGGGCCUGAAGUUUGUGGAGCUCAUCGUUGACAAUGACAAUGGUGUCCAGGCCAAUGACUUUGACUAUGCAGUGUCCAGCUUUGUUGAUGACCUCUAUGGUUACCCAGAGGGUAAAGACAUCCUGCGAGAGACCAUCAAGUUUAUGUACACUGACUGGGCUGACAGACACAACCCGGAGACCCGACGGAAGACGUUACUGGCACUUUUUACUGAUCAUCAGUGGGUGGCACCAGCUGUAGCAACAGCUGAUCUACACUCCAGCUUUGGAUCGCCUACGUACUUUUAUGCUUUCUACCACCACUGUCAGACAGAGCAGGUACCUCCAUGGGCAGAUGCAGCGCAUGGAGAUGAGAUCCCAUAUGUGUUUGGGCUGCCAAUGAUUGGGCCAACAGAGCUGUUUCCAUGCAACUUCUCCAAGAAUGACGUGAUGCUGAGUGCCGUUGUCAUGACCUACUGGACAAACUUCGCCAAGACUGGGGACCCAAAUCAACCUGUACCCCAAGACACCAAGUUCAUCCACACAAAGCCCAAUCGCUUUGAAGAAGUGGCGUGGACACGUUACAACCAGAAAGACCAGCUCUACCUGCACAUUGGCCUGAAGCCUCGGGUCAAAGAGCACUAUCGGGCAAACAAGGUCAACCUAUGGCUUGAGUUGGUCCCUCACCUACACAGCCUCAAUGAGGUCACCCCACUCAUCCCUACCACUACCAAGAUUCCUCCACCAGAGGCCACCCACCUUACACCGAAAACCACAAUUCUGGUAACUAAGCGGCCAAACCCAACUCCAUUCCCCACUGAGACCCAGAACAGCCACAACCAGCCUCACCUAGUGGACCAGCGGGACUACUCCACAGAGCUUUCGGUGACUAUUGCUGUAGGAGCUUCUCUUCUUUUCCUCAACAUUCUGGCCUUCGCUGCUCUCUACUAUAAAAAGGACAAGCGACGGCAUGACGUCCACAGGCGCUGCAGCCCCCAGCGGAGCGCUGCAAAUGACCUGGCUCACACUCAGGAGGAAGAAAUCAUGUCCCUACAGAUGAAGCAGCACUCAGACCUGGACAGGGACUGCAGAGGGGUGGGGGAUUCCCUUCACCCGCAUGAUGUUGUCCUGAGGACUGCCUGCCCACCAGACUACACCUUGGCUAUGAGGCGCUCGCCAGACGACAUCCCGCUCAUGACGCCCAACACCAUAACCAUGAUCCCCAGUAGCAUGGGAGGGCUCACCUCACUCCACUCUUUUAACACAUAUCCCAGCAGUGGGCAGAACAACACUCUGCCUCAUCCGCACCCACACUCACAUUCCACCACCCGGGUAUAGCCCAGUGGGUUGACCUGUGCAGGCAGGACUCUGACAGCUAAGUCUAAGGCUAAGGCUAACUGACCCUGCUGCAGCAGAGAGUUGAGGCUGCCUUGCUCAUAAACACGGACAUUUCAGGAGUUAAAUCGCCUGCCCGGAGUUGCCAAACAACAACGGAAUUACACUGGGAUCAUAACACAUCUUGUUAAUACCUGAGGAAAUAUAGUAAAAGGUUCCAGAUGCUUUGGACCAGAGGAUCAAAAAAUAAUAUUAGUAAUUAUGUUUUUUUGUAAAGAAAAAAAUUAAAAGACUUGACAUAAAAAAUAAAGAUACAAAUUUGGGGCAGAACAAUGUCUCACAAGCUAAAA